ACACUAAACGAACGACACGACAGAGGACAGAGGUGUUGUUUUUCAGCUCAAGCUCAGCAUAAAGACCGCAUAUUUUCUUGUCAAAUGCAAAUAUUUUUAGACUCUGGCAAGAUUAUGUAAUGGAUUCAGCUGAACAAAAGCCUGUAGCGAAUGGCCACUUGAGUGCCGAAGAGGUUGAUGUAGAAUUUAUGCCAUUAAUCUACGAAAUCCUGCGAGGAAUCGAAAGAGAAUCUAUCGACACCGCCCAGAAACCAAGGGAGUCACAGGACACAAGUCUGAAAGUUGUCGAGCUCCACAAGAAAUUGAAUCAAGUUCGUGAACAGGUUCGGAAAUUGCCCGGAAUCAAUUACAAUCGUGAGGACCAAUUGAAGCAGUUGGAUCAUUUGCGUAAACAGCUGCGGCUGAAGAGAGAGUUGCUGCUCAAGUAUCGUAAUAUGUGCUCGUUUGACAUGCCCAAGGCCUGAAGACUAUGCCCAUUUUGCGAAUCAUCCUGCGCUACCUGGCCAACAACGAACAGCUUGUCUACAAACUCUCGGAAUCGAAACCUGUGCGUCGAGCCGCUCAGUUAACCCUCAGUUUGUUCUACCGGAGCAAAAUGCUCCAAC
Molecule: messenger RNA, 605 nt
Organism: Neocloeon triangulifer
Lineage: Eukaryota; Metazoa; Arthropoda; Insecta; Ephemeroptera; Baetidae
Gene: MED9
Product: mediator of RNA polymerase II transcription subunit 9
Exons: 3
Coding region: 120-464 (114 amino acids)
Biological process (GO): regulation of transcription by RNA polymerase II
Cellular component (GO): mediator complex
Molecular function (GO): transcription coregulator activity
Source: RefSeq, a predicted model, not a curated record